AGAUUUGCGCUUCAAUAACAUUAACGAGAUACCCAGUAGGGCUUUCUAUGGACUUUCACAGGUGACUACACUUUUUCUUAAUGGUAAUGAAAUUGCCCACUUGGAGGAUGGAGCAUUUGAAGGAAUGCCAUCAUUGCGUUUCCUUUAUCUCAACUCAAAUCAACUCACCCGUCUAUCGAAGAACAUUUUCCAACCGUUGAAACAACUGGAGGGAGUUUAUCUGGAAAGCAAUAAUAUCUGGCAAAUUGAUGCUGAUACUUUUGCGAAUCUACCGGUUUUGAAUCGCAUUUUCAUGUUUAAAAACAAACUCACUAAUCUACCGCCAGAUGCAUUCACACGGUUGCCAAGUUUGAAACGCCUACGACUCGAAGACAAUCCAAUCGACUGUAAUUGCGGCAUUUACUCAUUGUGGCGUCACUAUCAACAGCAUCCGCAACGUAAACUCAUCACCAUCGCAUUGACUUGUGAAACACCGGCCACAUUGUAUCGUUAUGGCUUUAACGGAUUACGGGAAUCCCAUUUCCACUGCA
Musca vetustissima is the source of this 530-nucleotide messenger RNA. RefSeq names its product peroxidasin-like. Gene Ontology annotation, molecular function: protein binding. The record is from RefSeq and is a predicted model, not a curated record. The transcript has 3 exons. The annotation marks the transcript as partial. Lineage: Eukaryota; Metazoa; Arthropoda; Insecta; Diptera; Muscidae.